AGUCUCUCAUAACUUCCACAUCGCUUGUGGUAACCCCUUCGCUUUCGGGCACGAGAGCCACUGCAAACCCAAGAGCGUAAAGUGUUGUGCUGAAAUGCAUAUUGAGUGGAUUGCUGAUCGGGCUAGGAAUUGAUGACGCUACUGAUGUUGCAUAGGCGUGCCAUGCAGUCGAAGCGUAGAAGUGCAGUUCCGAGUCCCGUCAGCUCUUCCCUCGCUGGGCAUUUCUCUCUUCGAAUGGCAAGUAAGAGCGAAGAAAUUACAGGAAAGCACCUCCCAUAUCUCAGGCACUGUUCCUGCUCGGCGUACCUCCUAUGAGUCUCAAAAUGCUUUCCGUUUGCACAGGAUGUCCACAGCUUCGAACAAAUCGACCAAAUUAUCAUCAAGAGGCCCUUUACGCAUUGCUUCGAUUCGUCAAGUUGAGACGCAAAUUUUACGAAACCUCACUGACUUACGAAAUUCCUAACCCAUCUGGUCAUAGGUUUUGCUGCCGGCGAUCAGAUCUGUCAUGGUUGCUGUCACACCGGCCGCAGUCACAUAUCGGCAGCGGUUGGGCAUGCCACGCACAGGCAUCGGCUGCUUGCAAGCAAAGCGAUGGUAGGUGUAUCAACCUUGCCUUUCGAUGCUCGCACAACACUUUAUCCUCAAUGGCUUCCGGACUUGUCACAGCAGGCGUUCUUCAAGAUGGUAUCCAGAUUUCACGGCUUUCCGACUGGUCUGGGCGGUCGCCGUCCUGUUUCGCUCAUCGCUGGAUCCGAAUAUGACUCAAAACAAGCCCUAGCUCUGGAAAGCAGUCGGCGUUCAUCUCAGCCGCGUAGUCGAGAAACGA
Molecule: messenger RNA, 826 nt
Organism: Cercospora beticola
Lineage: Eukaryota; Fungi; Ascomycota; Dothideomycetes; Mycosphaerellales; Mycosphaerellaceae
Source: RefSeq, a predicted model, not a curated record